Molecule: messenger RNA, 531 nt
Organism: Serendipita indica DSM 11827
Lineage: Eukaryota; Fungi; Basidiomycota; Agaricomycetes; Sebacinales; Serendipitaceae
Source: the annotation of a GenBank genome assembly
AUGAGUUCUGAGGCCAAAAGACUCGAAAAUACACUAGCUGGAAAUCGCACUGACUGUCGGGAGCAUAGGGAGUUGUUGGAAGCGCUAGCAUGGUUGACAGAGAGUCAGCAGAGCCACGCUCUCCGCGGGAUAAAUGAAAGACAUGUUCUCGCUGCUGCACGUGCAACUAAGACGCCUGACACACAACGUCUCGUGUACAUUUCGAGCAAAGGCUUGACCGGGGAUGGUCUUUCGGCUCUCGGAUACAGUGACACCAUUAUAUUCCGCCCUGGGUUUCUCAAGGGUCGCGACACCAAGCAAGCCUUUAUGGCAAAUGCACUCGAUGGCCUUAUGAGUAUUCUUCCGGGUUACAAGAACCAUAUGCAGGUCCAUGUCGCCGACCUGGGCAAAGCAGUCGUAACUGCUGGGCUGCUGGGAACCGCCGGCCUCCCAAAGGCGGCACAAGCGACUGAACAACCCGCAAAUGGACACAAGUUUACAUUGAUUGGCAACGUUGGUGCACUUGGUCUGGCAAGCCUAUCCUCCGCGUAG